Molecule: messenger RNA, 1176 nt
Organism: Torulaspora delbrueckii
Lineage: Eukaryota; Fungi; Ascomycota; Saccharomycetes; Saccharomycetales; Saccharomycetaceae
Gene: HEM15
Product: ferrochelatase HEM15
Exons: 1
Coding region: 1-1176 (391 amino acids)
Biological process (GO): heme biosynthetic process
Molecular function (GO): protoporphyrin ferrochelatase activity
Source: RefSeq, a predicted model, not a curated record
AUGUUGACAAGAACCCUAGCAGGCAGAGGCCUGAUUUGUAAGGAUCUGUCCUCCACUAUAACAAGGAGGUCAUUUAUGUCUACUGCUGUAAACUCAUCCUCUUCCCCUACUGGGAUUGUGUUCAUGAACAUGGGAGGCCCCUCUACCGUCGAGGAGACCCAAGAUUUCCUUUACCAAUUAUUCUCAGAUAACGAUUUGAUACCCAUUAGUAAGAAUUGGCAACCUACAUUUGCUAAAUACAUUGCUAAGUUCCGUACUUCAAAGAUUGAACAACAGUAUAAGGAAAUCGGGGGUGGUUCACCCAUCCGUAAGUGGUCAGAAUAUCAGGCAGCUAAGGUUUGCGAGAUAUUGGAUGAGACUUGUCCUGAGACUGCUCCUCAUAAACCAUAUGUGGCUUUUCGUUAUGCUAAACCAUUAACUCAUGAAGCUUACGAGCAACUCCUCAAAGAUGGUGUGAAAAGAGCUGUUGCUUUCACUCAGUAUCCGCAGUUUUCCUAUUCAACUACUGGUUCCUCGCUCAACGAAUUGUGGAGGAAGAUCAAGGAACUGGACCCAGAUAGAACUAUCUCAUGGUCGACUAUUGAUCGUUGGCCUACUAGCGAUGGGCUAACAAGUGCCUUUGCGGAAAACAUCAAAAAAAAACUGCAGGAAUUCCCUGAGGAUAUUAGACACAAGGUUGUUCUAUUGUUUUCUGCUCAUUCUUUGCCAAUGGACGUUAUCAACACUGGUGACGCUUACCCAGCAGAAGUCGCCUCAACAGUAAACAAAGUCAUGGAAAAGCUUAAGUUUUCAAAUCCAUACCGUUUAGUUUGGCAAUCUCAAGUCGGUCCUAAACCCUGGUUAGGAGCCCAAACAGCAGCUAUUGCCGAACACUUAGGUCCAAAGACUGAUGGACUUCUGUUCAUCCCCAUUGCUUUCACUUCCGAUCAUAUCGAGACACUUUUUGAAAUUGAUCUGGAACUUAUCGACGAAUCACCAUACAAGAGUAAGUUCAAGAGAUGUGAGUCUCUGAACGGUAACGAAACCUUUAUUAAGGGUAUGGCAGAAUUGGUAAAGGAACAUUUAAAGUCAGGGGACUUGUACUCAAAACAACUACCUCUAGAUUUCGAGUUAGGUAAAUCUAAUGACCCAAUAACUGAUGCGUCCGAGGUCUUCGGUGAGCACGCUAAAAAGUAA